Messenger RNA from Encephalitozoon hellem ATCC 50504, 738 nucleotides. RefSeq lists its product as uncharacterized. The record is from RefSeq and is a predicted model, not a curated record. Bases 1 to 738 code for a protein of 245 amino acids. The transcript has a single exon. NCBI's taxonomy places the organism in Eukaryota, Fungi, Microsporidia, Unikaryonidae.
AUGGACUCGAGCAUGAAAAAGAGAUUUAUUGAGCUUUUGAGCAUAUAUGGGUCUGAUUUCGAUGCAAUAGCAAGUACAAGUGAAUUAGAUGGGAUGACAAGCGAAAUGCUAUAUUCAAGGUAUCCGGAAAUUCUUGACACUUACUUCCUGAAAAACACGCCGCUUAACCAGGACGAGAUCAACUGGCUGCAGAUCAAGGAGAUCUACUAUAUGAACGAGAGGUUUUACUUUGAUGUUUUGGUUGGGGAGCUCUGCGGAUCCCAUGUGAUCAAGAACGGGAGGGAUCUUGAAGUUGGAAAAGAGCUGGUACUACUUCUAAAGGACUAUGAGUUCAAGCUACUAUCGAAGCUCAGCAUUCUGGACAGGCUCUACAAGAACUUGUACAGGGACGGGAUGCUGAGCGAAGAUCUAAGCAGGAAAAUAAGCAUAUCUUCUAGUAAAGCUAUGAAGAGAAGGAGCGAGACCGGGGCCUCUCCAGAUGUAGAGGGCUCGACGCCCAAGAAGAAACCUACUAGCAUAGCAGUUGUUGUUAAAAAUAGCCAGGAAAUGUCUUCUACUAAAGAUGAGGCUGAAGAUGAGGCGGACGCCAAGGAUGUAGAUCACACAGAGGAGCAGCACGAGGAGGUUGAAAGUGCUGCAGAGCAACAUUUGCCGGAUCCGAGGCCUCCAAGCAAAGAUAAGACUGUGAGGGUUGAUUACUCUGCAAUCCUCAGACUUUCAAGAGAGCAAAAGAAGUAA